CCACCUCCUCCCCCCGGGAGCGGAAGUGUAGACCCUCCUCUGCGCUUUGCGGCAACGCGUGAUCGUCACGUGGGGCGGGGCUUCGGAGGAGAGCGAAGGGAGGGACAAAGGCCAAGAGCGUAUAGAACGCCACUCACACUUGGAGAAGAGAUAACGGGACAGAGGUGCAAGCCAAUCGCAGUCAGGCCUGUGGAGGCAGAGACUGGGGUGGAGACUUCGGAGACUGCAGUUCCAGGUCUCCAGCCUGCCAGCUUUCAGACUAGAAUUUAUACCAUCAGCUGUCCUGGUUCUCAGGCCUUUGGAUUCAGACUGAAACUACAUUGUUGGUUGUUCUGAGUCUCCGACUUGCCAGCCACAUAUCUUGGGACCUCCAUAAUUUUUUCUAAGAACAGAUGGAAGUGGCUAUGGAUAAUUCAUAUGAUUUCAAUCAACAAGGCUCAUGUAAUGGAAUUCCAUCUGAGAAGAAAAACAACUUCCUCGUGUCAGAAGAUCAUGGACAGAAAAUCUUAAGUAUACUACAGAAUUUUCGAGAACAAAAUGUCUUUUAUGAUUUCAAAAUAAUCGUGAAAGAUGAAAUAAUCCCAUGUCAUCGUUGUGUGUUAGCAGCAUGCAGUGACUUUUUCAGGGCUAUGUUUGAAGUAAACAUGAAAGAAAGAGAUGGUGGAAGUGUUACCAUUACUAAUUUGUCCUCCAAAGCAGUAAAAGCAUUUCUUGAUUAUGCCUAUACUGGAAAAACAAAGAUAACAGAUGAUAAUGUGGAAAUGUUCUUCCAGUUGUCAUCAUUUCUUCAAGUUUCCUUCCUGUCCAAAGCUUGCAGUGACUUUUUAAUAAAAAGUAUUAAUCUUGUGAAUUGUUUACAGUUAUUAUCUAUAUCAGAUAGCUAUGGCUCUGCCCGUUUGUUUGAUCAUGCUUUAUACUUUGUACAACAUCACUUUUCUUUAUUAUUUAAAUCCAGUGAUUUCUUAGAGAUGAAUUUUGGAGUACUGCAGAAAUGUCUGGAAUCAGAUGAAUUAAAUGUUCCUGAAGAAGAAACUGUACUGAAAGUUGUCCUUAGUUGGACUAAACAUAACUUAGAAUCAAGGCAAAAGCAUCUGCCUUAUUUGAUUAAAAAAGUAAGAUUAUAUCAGUUAUCUGAGGAGACACUUCAAGAUUGUUUACUCAAUGAAGAGUGUUUACUCAAAAGCACAAACUGUUUUGACAUAAUCAUAGAUGCAAUUAAGUGUGUGCAAAGUUCUGGUGGACUUUUUCCUGAUGCUCGACCAUCCACAACUGAAAAAUACAUAUUUGUUCACAAAACUGAGGAAAAUGGAGAAGAUCAGUAUACAUUUUGCUAUAAUAUUAAAAGUGAUUCAUGGAAGAUACUACCACAAUCACACCUGAUUGAUUUGCCAGGAUCUAGUCUGUCUAGUUAUGGGGAGAAAAUAUUCUUGACAGGCGGUUGCAAAGGGCCGUGUUGUAGAACAGUUCGGCUUCAUAUUGCAGAGUCAUAUCAUGAUGCCACUGAUCAAACCUGGUGCUACUGUCCGGUCAAAAAUGAUUUUUUCCUGGUAUCAACUAUGAAAACACCAAGAACCAUGCAUACAUCAGUUAUGGCUCUCAACAGAUUAUUUGUCAUAGGUGGAAAGACUAGAGGAUCCCAGGACAUUAGAAGUCUCUUAGAUGUUGAAUCUUACAACCCUCUUUCCAAAGAAUGGAUAUCUGUUAGCCCAUUACCCAGGGGCAUAUACUAUCCUGAAGCAAGUGCAUGCCAAAAUGUAAUUUAUGUUCUUGGAUCGGAGGUAGAGAUUACAGAUGCUUUUAACCCAUCACUUGAUUGCUUUUUUAAAUACAAUGCUACAACUGAUCAGUGGUCUGAACUAGUAGCAGAGUUUGGGCAGUUUUUUCAUGCAACACUAAUUAAAGCUGUCCCUGUAAACUGCACACUGUAUAUAUGUGACCUUUCCACUUAUAAGGUUUAUAGUUUUUGUCCAGAUACUUGUGUGUGGAAGGGUGAAGGGUCUUUUGAAUGUGCAGGCUUCAACGCAGGUGCAGUUGGAAUUGAAGAUAAAAUUUAUAUAUUAGGUGGUGAUUAUGCACCAGAUGAAAUCACAGAUGAAGUGCAGGUCUACCACAGUAGCAGGUCUGAGUGGGAAGAAGUUUCACCAAUGCCAAGAGCCUUAACUGAAUUUUACUGCCAGGUGAUUCAGUUUAAUAAAUACAGGGACCCAUGGUUUUCUAAUCAUUUCUAAAAGUAGUGUGUGAUUAGACAUUCUAAAACUAUUGCAGUUCUAGAAACCUGCAGUAAAUUUAUUAACCUUCGUUAUUGGUAAAACAGUCUUUACGGCUUAAUAACAUAAAAUGCACCUUCUAUGAGAGAAAUACUAUGAAUGUAUACCAUAUAUGAAUUAGCAGUUCCCAGA
Kogia breviceps (pygmy sperm whale) is the source of this 2399-nucleotide messenger RNA. RefSeq names its product kelch repeat and BTB domain containing 3 (gene KBTBD3). Gene Ontology annotation, molecular function: protein binding. The record is from RefSeq and is a predicted model, not a curated record. Lineage: Eukaryota; Metazoa; Chordata; Mammalia; Artiodactyla; Physeteridae.